Molecule: messenger RNA, 594 nt
Organism: Penicillium chermesinum
Lineage: Eukaryota; Fungi; Ascomycota; Eurotiomycetes; Eurotiales; Aspergillaceae
Product: Tim17/Tim22/Tim23/Pmp24 family protein
Exons: 4
Coding region: 1-594 (197 amino acids)
Biological process (GO): mitochondrial respiratory chain complex I assembly
Source: RefSeq, a predicted model, not a curated record
AUGUCAUCCCACGCUGAGGAUCACAGCUACCACCCCAAAGAUGCUAUUUCAGCGGCCCUGAAGGCUACGGCCCUGACAGGCAGUGUCGGUCUUUUUGCCUCGGCCGUCCAGAACACUCUCGUCAGACGCAAUGUUGGACCUCUUGGUAUCUUUACUCGCAGUGGAGCCACCAUUAGUGUUCUUGCUGCCAUGGGUGGAACAUACGAGUUCGUCAAGACCGCUUCCGCCAACCUUCGCGAAACUGAGGAUUCCUUCAACACCGCUCUCGGUGGCUUCUUCUCCGGCUCUAUUCUCGGCCUGCGAUUUCGCACAUUCCCAGCUGUUCUGAAGUACGGCGCUGGCCUCUCAAUUGCCAUGUACGCGUUCGACUACACCGGUGGAUCACUAUUCGGUCCCAAGAAGGACACCGAAGAGGACGAAUUCGAUCGCCGCCAGAAGUUGCGCAAGUCGUUCCAGACGCCGGCGGAGCAGACCUUUGCCGAGAUUGGCGAAGGACGUGGUAUUUACGGGCCCAACUACGAGGAGCGUCGUGCCCAGAGGAUCAAGGAAGCAUAUGGCAUUGAAGUGCCUACACAGCCGCUGCCGGCCUCAUAA